Messenger RNA from Rhipicephalus microplus (southern cattle tick), 3457 nucleotides. RefSeq names its product sulfite oxidase (gene shop). Gene Ontology annotation, cellular component: mitochondrion. Lineage: Eukaryota; Metazoa; Arthropoda; Arachnida; Ixodida; Ixodidae. Gene Ontology annotation, molecular function: molybdenum ion binding; sulfite oxidase activity; heme binding. The record is from RefSeq and is a predicted model, not a curated record. Gene Ontology annotation, biological process: sulfur compound metabolic process.
GUGGUUCGAAGGGAAAUGAUCGGCCGGCACAUGAUAGCGCUACAAGGAAUGCUGUCUUCCUGACGCGUUGUAGUUCGCCGCGUACGCAGAUGAAGAAUGGCGUUCUUUACACGCUAUUCCCGUCUAAUACAUGCCGUUGCGCGGAGUACCGCGCAGCCAAAAAGGACUACGUCGUGCCGCAUCGUCAACCGGCGGGUCUCAUCUUAUGGAGUCUUUGCACAAGAAAAAACGGACGGCGAUGAAUUUGAACGCAACAGCGGGCGCGCAUGGGCUCUCCUUGGCGGCGGCAUAUCACUGGGGCUUCUAGCCCUCUGGAAGACGUCUCCGGUCCUGGCCAAGCAAGAAACGAAGGCAGAUGAACCUGUGGACAGCUUGCCGGUCUACACCGCCCAAGAAGUCGCUAAGCACGACAGGAAGGAGACGAGGAUAUGGAUUUCGUUCAAGUGUGGCGUCUACGAUGUUACCGACUUCGUGGACGAACACCCAGGUGGAGACAAGAUUCUACUGGGUGCCGGUGGAGGCAUCGACCCAUUUUGGAAUCUUUACGCCGUCCACAAGACUCCCGAGAUUCUCGCCUUGUUGGAGACAUUUCGCAUUGGCAACCUGGCAGCAGAAGACGUUGGUGCAGCAUCUGAGGGCAUUGAAGACCCAUACCUGCUCGAUCCCAAGAGGCACCGUGACCUGAAGCCCGCCUCUGUCAAGCCCUUCAAUGCAGAGCCACCCCUGGCCACCCUUGCUGACAACUACAGGACACCCAAUGAGUUAUUCUACGUGCGAAACCACAUGCCUGUGCCUGACGUGGACCCAAAGGACUAUGUUCUGGAGAUAGAGGACCCGGACGGUAAAUGUCACGAGCUCACGUUGGAUGACAUCAAAGCCAAGUUCCCUAAGGUGUCUAUCACUUCAGUUAUUCAGUGUGCUGGGAAUCGACGCUCUGAGCAAAACAAGAUUAAAAAGGUGAAAGGCCUUGACUGGGGUCCUUGUGCGAUUGGCAAUGCCACCUGGUCAGGGGCAAGACUGGUGGAUGUACUGCGCUACCUUGGAGUUGACCUUUCUGAUGAGCGCAUACAGCACAUUGUCAUGGAGGGUUUAGACACAGACCCUACAGGAACGCCCUACGGUUCCUCGUUUCCAGCACACAAGGCUUUGGAUCCAAAGGGAGAUGUACUGUUGGCGUACGAGAUGAAUGGCCAGGAGUUGCCUCGUGACCACGGCUUUCCCCUGAGGGCAAUUGUGCCAGGAGUCGUUGGUGCUCGCAAUGUGAAAUGGCUGGCACGCAUCCAACUCAGCCCUACAGAAAGUGAAUCGCACUGGCAACAGAAUGAUUACAAAGGCUUUUGCCCAUCAACUGACUGGGACACGGUGGACUUCAAGAGUGCACCAGCUAUCCAGGAGCUGCCCAUAACAUCGGUGGUGUGCAGGCCACUUGAGGGAGAUGUGGUGACACCUGUGGAUGGCAAAAUACAAGUCAAAGGGUACGCUUGGAGUGGGGGAGGUCGCAAGGUAGUUCGUGUGGACGUAAGUGCAGAUGGUGGGAAGAACUGGAUACCCGCCCAAUUGGAGAGCGAGGACACUUCACUGCACAGAGCGUGGGCCUGGACACUCUGGAAGGUCGAUCUUCCAGUGCCCAAGGAUACAGACAAGGUGGAGGUUGUGUGCAAAGCCGUUGACUCAUCGUACAAUUCGCAACCCGAGGGUGUUGACGGUGUCUGGAACCUGCGUGGUGUCCUCAACAAUGCUUGGUAUCGCGUCCACGUCACAGUGAAACGGUCAUAGAAGUGAAGGCUGCUGCAGGUCUAUCCCAGUGGCCUCAGGUCAGCUCCAAACAAGCACACGUUCUACAAAAUGUCGAGAGACGUAUCUCUGGUCAAGCUGUGGAAAGUAGUCUGGGUAAACAGAGGAGCAGUGGAAGCCAAGCACUUCCAGUGGAUGACGAUUGACCCGGCGCAACCUGCAUUAACAGAAAUAUCGCAGCUUGGCCAAAGCGAACAGCGUGUGCCUUUACGUGCAAAUGCUGUCGCACAGUUUGCCCUCAUAUUGAGAGUUACUAUACAGUGCAACGGACUAUUUUACGUGUGACUCACAUCGUUUAAAAAAAUGCUGAUGAUCAUACUUCCAGCCCCCUAAUAACGCUGCUUAUUAGUGCAAUUACUAAACAUUUAUUUUGUAAUAUUGUACAAUGAGCAAUUGUCCAAUAUACUCAAUGUACAGUACUCACAGAUUGAAGCGGCACAAUUUUCAAGCUAGGCAACGUGCAUACUGUCAUUUCCACUGCCUUCAGUUUGGGUCAUGUGCAUGUAAUUUCAACUCACUCUUAGACUAGAGCCAACAUUAUCUUUAGAGGUCAGAUUCGUCACGACAUAAUGUGGUUAUUUCGAGCAAUGGUGCAUGCCAGUCCUUACACCAAAACAUUUUAUGUCUCAUUAAAAUUUGUGAGUACUGCACCUUGCAAAGUUUUAUAUAGUAGUUGGAGCUAACGGCUGAUUCUUGUUGUGAAAGUAUUAUAUAGGUGUGUCAUAAUGUGAAGAAAUAAAUUGCUGGGUAAUGUUGGCACACAUAAAUAUCUCGUCAGCAAACUUGGCUCCACUGCCUUUCAAGACCACUUUUAUGUAGAGCGAUUUGUCCUAAAGCCAAAUAGAAAUGAAAUGAGAGACACUGUACGCCUAAACAAUCACAUGUUUAAGGAAAGGUUUUGAAAGAAAAUAUCAUUGAUGGUUUUCGAUGCAGACAUUUUUACCGCACAGUAUUGCUCAGUUAAUUUUUUCUUAUUUUUUGUCCAUUUUUAAAUGUGCAGCUUCAAUAAUAUCUUUAAACUCCACUUUAUGCACUGUUCUUGCAGUCAGUGUGAAAGUAUUAGUGACAUCUAUGGGAAAAAAUGUUCGGUUUUGAAACAACAUCCUUCACAUUCACAUAGGUAGCGUUCUUGAAUGCGAACUAUUUUCCUGUCUGUCUCUUCUGUAAACUGCAUUUAUACAAACUAUGAUGUUGCUGACAUGCACCAAGAUUAUUGUUAUGGUUCCUGAUCGGCAUUAAAUUAGAGCUUCAAGUAUUUUUAGGCCCAUUAAGCUGAUCCUCCAUGGGUUAUAACAUGACAAAAUGGGCAGAGCACUAUUUUCUGGCAGUGUUUUGAAAUAAAGUUUCACAUGAGUUUGAACAAUGAAGUUAGCUUUCUACAACGCAAGUGUCGAACACAUUUUUGUGCAAUGAUUUUAUGCCUACUAGUGUAGCACAACUAUGAUAUUUUUCCCACUUUGGUCUUAUGCAAAUCAAGUACUUCCACCAUCUUUUAACUACUUAACACAUCUCUUUUUUUGAAAAUUUCCAGUCAAAAUUUACCAAUUUUUUUAAUUACUGGUCUUUAAUCUGAUUGCACUAAAAAGCAGCUAGUCAAUGUUCAAAAAUAGUUUCACAACAUACUUAGUCAAAUAAAUGGAAUAAAGUUGAUUGUUGAACAAUA